This is a messenger RNA of Cygnus atratus (black swan), 2931 nucleotides long. RefSeq names its product 5'-nucleotidase ecto (gene NT5E). Lineage: Eukaryota; Metazoa; Chordata; Aves; Anseriformes; Anatidae. The record is from RefSeq and is a predicted model, not a curated record. Gene Ontology annotation, biological process: AMP catabolic process. Gene Ontology annotation, molecular function: 5'-nucleotidase activity; nucleotide binding; metal ion binding. The transcript has 9 exons. Gene Ontology annotation, cellular component: plasma membrane. Bases 16 to 1725 code for a protein of 569 amino acids.
GACUGCGGGGAGGGGAUGGGGCGGCGGGUGGCCGCGCUGUGGCUGUCCCUGUGGCUGUCCCUGUCCCUCCGCCCGUCCUCGGCGGGGCUGCGGCUCACGGUGCUGCACACCAACGACGUCCACGCGCGGGUGGAGGCGCGGGGCUGCGCGGGGGGCCCGCGGGGCUGCGCGGAGGGCGGCGUGGCGAGGCGGGCGGCGCGGGUGGCGGCCGAGCGGGCGGCGAGGGGAGGAGGCGCGGUGCUGCUGCUGGACGCCGGGGACCAGUACCAGGGCACCGUGUGGUUCUCCCGCUACAAGGGCCGGGAGGCCGUCCACUUCAUGAACCUGCUGCGCUACGACGCCAUGGCUUUGGGCAACCAUGAGUUUGAUGAAGGUGUGAGUGGAUUAUUGGAUCCUCUACUUCGAAAUGCUAAUUUUACAAUCCUGAGUGCAAACAUUAAGGGAAACACCCCAUUAGGAAAUGAAAUGAUGAAAUAUGUUUAUCCUUAUAAAAUAAUACAUAUUGGCUCUGAAAAAAUAGGCAUCGUUGGCUAUACAACAAAGGAAACUUCCUUUCUUUCACAGCCAGGUAAUGAUGUAAUCUUUGAAGAUGAAAUUGAAGCGUUACAAAUACAAGUGAACAAACUUACUGCGAUGGGAGUGAACAAAAUCAUUGCACUAGGACACUCUGGUUUUACUGUGGACCAAAAUAUUGCCCAAAAAGUGAAAGGAGUGGAUGUUGUAGUCGGAGGACAUACAAACACAUUUCUGUAUACAGGCACCCCACCCUCUACUGAACAGCCAGAAGGCCCAUAUCCAUUCAUGGUUGACUCAGACGAUGGGAGGAAGGUGCCAGUCGUACAAGCUUACGCUUACGGAAAAUAUCUCGGUUACUUAAAUGUUACAUUCGACGAGAAAGGAAAUGUGGUCGAAGCAGUUGGAAACCCUAUUCUGCUGGACAACAGUGUUCCUGAAGAUGAGCACAUUAAAGAAGAAGUGGAAAAAUGGAGGAAGAACCUGGGGAAUUACUCUCAGGAGAUUGGAAAAACUAGUGUUUACCUGAACGGUACGAGCGAAGCGUGUCGCUUCCAAGAAUGCAACAUGGGAAACUUGCUCUGUGAUGCUGUGCUUUAUGAGAACGUCAGACAUCCAGAUAGGAAGUCGUGGAACCAUGUUUCAAUGUGCAUCCUGAAUGGAGGUGGGAUACGGUCGUCCAUUGAUGAACAGAGAGCUAAUGGUAGCAUUACUAUGGAAGAUUUGCUCUCUGUUUUGCCAUUUGGAGGUCGUUUCGAUUUGGUAAAGCUGAAAGGCUCCACGCUGAAAGAAGCUUUUGAGCACAGUGUGCACAGGUACGGAAAAGGAACAGGAGAGCUGCUGCAGGUUGGAGGCAUCCACGUAGUCUAUGAUCUCUCCAGAGACCCAGGAAACAGAGUUAUUAGCAUAGAAGUGCUUUGUACAGCCUGCAGAGUCCCAACCUACGUCCCACUGCAGAUGGAUGAAAUAUACAACGUGACUCUUCCGUCCUAUAUGCUCUUUGGUGGAGAUGGCUAUCGCAUGCUGAAAGAGAAACAUCUGGCAUACGAGAAAGGGGAACCUGAUGUAGAAGUUGUUUCCCGUUACCUCGAUAGAAUGAAGAGAGUUUACCCAGCAGUUGAAGGUCGAAUAAAGUUUUCUUCAGGAAGUCUCAUCCAAGGAAGUCUUACCCUGAUUUCUGUACUGGUCACUGUAACGUUCUUGCAUAGCUGAUUUUUGCUCAGUGUUUACAUUUAGAGGAAGACAGAGGGAUAGAAAUGGUGCUGAGGAAGGGAAAAGAACUGCUCUCUUUUCUCAAACCUUAAAAUGAACAAAUGUUUUGGUUUCUGCAUGUAGUCAGUAAAUAGCACAAGUGAUUAUCUUUGAUCUGCUAUAGUCAUUGAAGUGAACGAGUGGGCAGAACUCAUGGCUUACUUUGAAGCAGCAGGUACAAACAAACGCGCAUAACCCACGAUUCAGGUUGAGGUUACAAGAAGCAAAGUAUCAGUCCUCCAUCACGAAACAACCACUAACCAAAAUGGGCUAUUCUUAAUUUGUCAAAUUAUUUUAGCUGUUUCAAUGAGUUGAUUAAGAAUCUGAUACCAGUAAUGUAAACAAGCUUCUAAAAACAGAUACAUUAUAGGUGUAUAUGCCUCCCAUUAAUCUCCACUCAGGGUAUAAGGUUUCAAACCAAUAAGUCUGGCUGCUUCCAGUUAUCUUACCUACACCAAUGCCUGAUAGAGCUGGAUUAAACUCACUGUCAUGAAAAGCACUGGUCCAUUUCUGUGCAAUUAAAAGUUUUUGCAUUUUACUUUUUAAGACACAGCAGCCCCUUUUUGUAUUUCCCAUUAAUAAAGAACACAACAAAAGUUUGAUUUGAUUUUGAUAAAUGUUGACAAAACAAGUAUGUAACUUCAGCAUUUAAUAUGGCCAGUAUGGGGACUGUAGCUAGAGUAAGAUGACAGUAUUUAAGACAGUUUUAUAUUAAGAUGCUCAAAUUUACACCUUAUUCCAAAGACCAAAGCACAGGACUCCUGAGCAUUACCCUGUAUCAGCAAUGUUCACAGAGAAUGUCAGAUAUACACACAUUGAUUCCUGCAGCACUAUGGAGUCCUUUAAAAGUUGGACAGUAAUGAGGCUUUUUACAGCAUAACCUGGCUUUAUCAUAAUUGUGAUCGUAAUUCAAAAGCCUAUAUCCUACAUGGGGAGGCUAAGCUUAAAAAACACACAGUUGUAAGAGGCAGGCUAAUAAGCAUAAAAUCAGAAGUAGGAUGAAAUGCUAAGUCUACAUUUCUGACCUUUUAUCAAGGAAUGAUUGCUUAUAAAUGACUAUAAACAAUGCUAUUUUUUAAAGAUAAUUUCCAUUCAGAAUUUUGACAUCAACAUACCUCCCUAUUGUUUAUUGCUGUAUUAAAAUCGAUGUGCAUAAUUUUGAAUAAA